Branchiostoma belcheri (Belcher's lancelet) is the source of this 4597-nucleotide messenger RNA. Its product is annotated as APOBEC1 complementation factor-like. Lineage: Eukaryota; Metazoa; Chordata; Leptocardii; Amphioxiformes; Branchiostomatidae. Gene Ontology annotation, molecular function: mRNA binding. Gene Ontology annotation, cellular component: nucleus. Bases 283 to 2148 code for a protein of 621 amino acids. The record is from RefSeq and is a predicted model, not a curated record. The transcript is spliced from 4 exons.
GUCAUGAGGGGAGGGAAAAGCAAACUUUCUUGACUUGUGACUGGCCCAAGAGACGAUCGUUUUGUCAGUUUCCCCACACACUGUGUUAAAACUUUUGGUCAGAAUUUUUGAUCCGCAGCAUCUCAAAGGAAGAGGAGGGUUCAUACUCGUUUGGGUUGGAAGGGGGAGUUGAAAUCACGUGCAAUCUUGUGUGCCUCGGCCGGCACAAAGUCCAGAUCUCGACCCGAUGCGAAGAGAUUGACCCUUUCGACCCACCGCCCACUUCGCCGCAAGCUUUACAGCAUGACAGCAGGGGGUCUACAGGGACACACGAUGUCCGAGAACGACGCUAACCCCCAGGGCCCGCAGGGCAUCACCGGCGCGCAGAACGAGGCCGCCCUCCUGGCUCUCAUGGAGCGUACGGGCUACAACAUCAUCCAGGAGAACGGGCAGAGGAAGUAUGGCGGCCCCCCGCCCGGCUGGGAGGGCGCCACUCCGAGUCGUGGCUGCGAGGUGUUCGUCGGGAAGAUCCCUCGUGACUUGUUUGAAGACGAACUGGUACCAGUCUUCGAGAGCAUAGGUAAGAUCUAUGAACUGAGACUCAUGAUGGACUUUAAUGGCAACAACAGAGGCUACGCCUUCGUGAUGUACACCUCCCGAGACGACGCCAAGAGGGCCGUCAAGCAACUCAAUAAUUACGAAAUCAGAAAGGGGAGACUGCUGGGGGUGUGUCCCAGCGUCGACAACUGUCGCCUCUUCGUGGGCGGGAUCCCAAAGAACAAGAAGAAGCACGAAAUCCUAGAAGAGAUGUCCAAGGUCACGGAGGGAGUGGUUGACGUGAUUGUCUACCCUAGCGCCACAGACAAAACCAAGAAUCGCGGAUUUGCAUUUGUUGAGUACGAGAGCCACCGGGCUGCGGCCAUGGCACGCAGGAAGCUGAUCCCGGGCCGGAUCCAGCUGUGGGGGCAUCAGAUCGCCGUGGAUUGGGCCGAACCAGAAGUGGAAGUAGACGAGGAUAUCAUGAAAUCCGUCAAGGUACUGUAUGUCCGCAACCUCCUCCUCACAACAACAGAAGAGAGCCUGAAGGAGAGUUUUGAGAAGGUGGCCACCCCGGGGUCCGUCGAGCGGGUGAAGAAGAUCCGAGACUACGCCUUUGUCCACUUCAAAACCAGGGAAGAGGCAGUCAAGGCCAUGAAUUCCACCAAUGGGCAGCUCAUCGACGGCUGUCAGGUUGAAGUAACUCUAGCAAAACCGGUGGACAGGGACAACUACGUCCGUUACACACGCGGUGCCGGCCGCGGCAUGCCCAUGGAGGUCUACCCAACAGGCUACGAAAACUACUACAUCCCAACUCCUUACCCUCCAACCCUGUAUCCAGCAGCUGCUGCUGCAGCUGCAGCCUUUGCACCUGCCAACCUGCGCUUCCAAGGCCGCAGCUCUCUGGGAGCUCGCGGGGUGAUGCGUGUGCGUGGUCGUGGGGCUGCUGGCGCUCGUGGGGCGGGCGGAUCACGCGGCUACUUCUCCUACGGUCUGACCCGGGGUGGCUUCUACGGGCAGAAGAAGAAAGAGCUGUUUGACCUGCUGCCAGGCAUGGAGCUCACUCCGACCAACCCUGUCACCAUGAAGCCUCUCAAGUCUGCUCCACAGGUGCCACUGGACCAGAUGUUGGAGGAGAUGUGCCAGAAGAACCAGUGGGGAUCCCCUGUGUACUCCCUUCACUCCACCAUGGGGCCUGGGGAGAGACAGCUCUUCCUGUACAAGGUGACAGUGCCAGCCCUGGCUUCACAGUACCCGAGUGCCCAGCCCUUCCAGCCCACCAAGUUGGCUCCAUCCGUGGAGGAAGCUAAGAGCGUCGCUGCAGAAUUCGUCCUCAACCAGCUGGGGAUCCCGUUGGAUGUCUCCGGUGAGGUCCCCCUGGCGGCAAUGGCGGCAACUGCAGGCGCGGCCUACCAGCGUCCCCUGGCCGGCUACACCUUGGCUAAGGACGCCUCGUCCUACGCACAAGGCUUUGUGCCGAUGACAUCAGCUGCGUCCCUCGCUACGGCUACCUCCCGCCAGGUGCAGAGCCAGGAUGUGUACAGCGCAGCUGCAGCGUACGAGGGAUAUGCCCAGUAUGCAGCGGCCGCCGCGGCUGCCUCCGCUCAGCACGAGUUGUACCAAACGUAUUGAACAUAGUCAGUCAGAAGCAAUAGCAAUGAGUGCUGCAGUGUUGGUCAGCUUUCUGUAAAAGUACAUCUCAGUACAUCACCUUCACUGUUGAAUAAGUGACAGAAUUGUAACACUUACUAAGAGUUUUUAGAUGAGUGUGAUGCAGGUGUUCACAGGUAAAGGAUGUUCAGAAAGUUACCCUGGUGUUACUGUUACUGGUAGCAUUACCUUAUUUUGUAUGUUUUGGGUGUUCCAAAGCAAAUUCAUGUUUUUUAAAACAUGUUUCUGGUCUAUUAGCUGCAAGAUUUAUAGAGAAAAUCUACGAGUAUCUAGUACUGUUAUGUGCUUAUAGAAAGAAGAAUGUGCCUUGAAUGUUUGAACUUCAAUAAUCCUGCUAUAUCUAUGAAUUUAAAGGUUAGGCGCAGUGUAUUGCUCUGAUGCAUAUGUAGUAUUCUUUAGCUUUAGGUUUAGGUCUGAAUAUCAUAUAUAGUGAUCAGACACUGUUGAUUGCCUGACUAUUGUCCAUGACAUUUGUAUGUGUCAUAUAUCUUACUUACUUACAUUAGUAUAAUUCUGGAGCAUUAAUGUAUUGUAAUCUCCAACCUUUAGCAUACUCUUUUAACCAUGUAUUGAUUUUAUAGUAUUGAGUGGCCAGUACCAUUCUUGUAGGAGUGGUUGGCAUUGUUGGUCUGGUAGCUUUAUUAUGUGGAAACAACAAAAUGCAGUCUUAGCAUGAAAGUUCAUCAGAGUUGUUAUGUUACAUAAUGAGAAUUAAACUGUUCUCCAAGCUCAAGAAGUUUAACUCAUUGGACUUUUCAGCUGAAUCUCUUGGUUUGCAUCGAAUGUUGACCCAGUGCUGACAUCACAAAUGCGGAAAAAAUUCAUGAGUCUGCAGCACUUGGGUCAGACAGCUCAUUAAGACCGAGACAGUCAGUCAAAAAUUCCGGAGAUUCAAAUUCCUUGAGUUGGAGAAGAGUGCAGUCUUGUCUGGAAAAUGGAAUGUUCUGUAUGCUCCAAGGAGAAUGCAGUUCAUUUGUUGCAUCCUGGUUUAUUCAUGUUCUAUUUCAACUUCUGUUGACAAAAGCGACCCUACUUUGCAAGUUUUCAAGGCAAAGAAAAAAAUCUACCAGCUAUUGGAAAAUCUUGAAUUAAAUUGAGUUGACUUGAAUUUUUAUCCACCCAAUUCCAAGAAUCUAAAACCUUAGGUGAGUUAACUCUCUUUUUCACAGUGGUACUGAAAAAGGUAACUUGACAGCUAAGACCAUAUAUUUGGAACAUAAAAGUUUGCCACAUUUGUUUUUAUUCCAUAAGUUAAGGUGUAGAACCUAAUAUCGAUAAGUUAAGAUGUAGAGCUAAAGGAGUGUUGUUUUGAGAUCAAUUAUGAAACUUUUGUCUCAUAAUACCAUUUCCAAAGGCAUGACAUAUUUGAAUAUUUGUUAAGGUUACUUGUAAUACCCUCACCAAGAAUUGUUAGGGUUGAGUAACUGUAAGUGUAUCACUUGCUUUGUUUCAAAGUUACUCAUGUCUCUAGUUUAGCGUUAUGCAGUUUUACCUAGCAUGAGCAUUUAAAGAAAAAUAGCAAUUUUUUCUCAUAGUUAAGCAUGUUGAUAUUUGUAGUAUUUCUCUUCUUAUGAGGAAUUUUCCUCUUUUCCUAGAGGAUUUUAUUUUAGGGUGCCAGGUUGCACAAAUGUGUGACACAUGCUCACUUAAGAUAUUUACUUCUGUCCUAUUUUUAAAGUAUUCUUUUUACCUUUGCAAGGGAUUCCUAAAGUAGUGGUUUUUAUCUUUGUCUCAGGAAGGCCUUGUAUUUGUUUGCCAUUGGCUGUUUGCCGACCAAUCAUAAAGAGAGUUUUAUCAUGUACAGUUUCAAAAGUUUGACAUCAGAGAAGUGGCCUUGUGUUGUGAUACUGAGUGCCAAAAAACCUUUUGUUUUGAAGUAACUGUGUUAUUUGAUUCACCAUUGUGAUUGUUCAGUCCAUCAUGUGACCACUAUGUUGUGUGUGAUUGGUCAAACAGAUCACAUGACCUCAAACCAAUGGUUUUUAUAUAUCCCAUCAUGCUUUGUUUAACAAUCCCUACUCAAUCCAGGCACUUGGUACCAGAAACAUUACGCCAUUUCGGAAAAAAGGAGGCUUAAAAUCUGGUGCUUGAGAACUAUGCACAGAAUUUUUUGCCAAUCAUGACUGCACCCGUGAAAUUUCAGCACCUGAUUGGUUGGUUAAUUCAUGUGUGGCAAAGUUUAAAAACACCCUGUAACCAACUGUGUUGCCAAGUUGGCACUGUAGACCAGUGCUUGCAGAAAAUGUCAUACAACAUCAAUUGUUGUACUGGUGUGAUUAUCAAAAGAAUGUUGGUAUGAAUUUGGAAGGUUGGAUCCCUUGUAAAUAGUUUAAAUUUCAGUAGAUGCUUGAUACUUACCUGAAGGUAGUGAUGUGUGUAUGCACAAAGUCAUUAAAUCUUCCCAGUUAUG